GGUUUGUUUACCAAAUGGGCCAAUAAUGGAUGAUGGACCCUAAUUACCAAAUGGGCUAAUAAUGGGCCCAUUUAAAACCUUUGGGCAUAUGUUGGGCAAAUCUGAGAUUAUCCAUGGAUCAGAUCGGGUUCGAUCCGACCCGAAACAAAAACCUGGCCUCUCAGAAGUAUUGCGCCGAGGCUAAGGGUCGUUUUUCUGAGAGAAACAUGGCGGCCAACGGUGCGAGAAGAACCCUACAGCUGUCGUCAUCGUCGGCAAAAACCCUUAUCGGUCGUUCGUCGGCGGUGAGUUCCGCUUCGAAGUUCGCCGGAGUUUCUGUUUCUGAGUCUUCCUCUGCUUCUUCUCGCUUCUCACUUCGCAGGUUCACUUCCUCCAGGGUUCCUGUGGGGUUGGGAGGAGCUUUGUCAAUGAUGCCGUUGCAUAGUGUCACUGCCUCAGCUUUGUUCACUUCGUUGUUAUCUCUCAGCAAUCAAAACUGGGGUUCUCUGUCCGAAGGGUUCGCCACACCACUAUAACACGGCCCUGAGAAUUCAAGAAAUCAAGAAAUCAAUUUUCAUGUCAGCAUCACUUUCUAGCCUUCUUUUGUGUUUCUGCCUUUCCAGCUUUGGAAGAAGAGAAGCAAAAGGUGUUUUGCUCUGAUUCUGAGGCUCUUUAUUUGGACGUUUGGGAUAAAUUUAAUUUGGUGGUAGAUUGACCGCUUAUUGACGAGAGAAGUUGAGUCUUGUUCCACCUUGCAGCAACACGAAAUUGUUCUUACAGGACUAGGAUGUCUUGGAUUGAUUAAAUCAAACCCAUUAUUUCGAGUUUUUUUUUUAAAAAAAGACAAUUAAAUCAAA
This is a messenger RNA of Tarenaya hassleriana, 836 nucleotides long. RefSeq lists its product as uncharacterized. NCBI's taxonomy places the organism in Eukaryota, Viridiplantae, Streptophyta, Magnoliopsida, Brassicales, Cleomaceae. Gene Ontology annotation, cellular component: mitochondrion. The transcript is spliced from 3 exons. The record is from RefSeq and is a predicted model, not a curated record. The coding region runs from base 114 to 515 and encodes 133 amino acids.